GGCGCCCUCCUCCUCCGCGGGGCUGAGUGGACAGGCCUGGGCCCUGGGCCCGCCCCGACGCUCCGCAGACUGUGCCACCCGGCGUGGAGGACGGGGUCCGCUCCGGUGGGCCGAGCGCGAGGCCGGAGUCCUGGGAGGCUGCGGCUGGGCUGAGCACUGCGGAGGGCCGUUGGUUUAUCCCAGAUCCCGGUCGCGCGGCGGCCAGGCUCGUGGGGCGCGCGGACCGAAGCGGGCACCAGGAGCCGCAGCGCGCCGCCUUCCCCUGGUGGGAGCGGUACUUGGGCCCGACUGCCGCGGAGCGUUCGCUCGGAGAUGGCGGAGCCGCCGCGACGCGGCCCGAGGCCCCGCGAGCAGGGAAGCCGGGCGGCCCCGGGACGCGGCGGGGCCCGGGGACAGCGGGGACGCCGCCCACUCCAUCGGGUAUGAAGCUAAAAUACAGUGGUUACAACACAGGAGUUUGACAGACCUGACCUUUGAAUCCCAGUUCAUCCACAAACGGGGCUUUGUAAUCUUGGAUUGUAAGGGCCUGGCUUGUGGACUUCACUGCCGUCCGAUGUAAGAACCUCCACUGGGGCUGAGGGAGCUCAAGUUUAAGCAUGAGGCAUGGGCCAGGGGCCAUGGUGACCUGAGACCCGUGGAUUCUGUCCAGUACACCCUGUUGCUCCUUCUGCCUCCCCUCUCCUGUAUUGAAAGCGUUUGCAUUCAUCUCAUCAGGGAACUGACCCUAAGAGAAUUUCUUCCCCUGCUGAGACAGUUCCAGUCCACAGAACUCAUCCUUCCCAUCUCCUGAGGUGGUCCCUAUCCCUCCUUCCCUUCUUCUCGCCAUGCUCCAGCUGUGGAAGGUGGUACGCCCUGCUCGGCAACUGGAACUGCACCGCCUCAUACUGCUGCUGAUUGGUUUCAGUCUUGUCUCCAUGGGAUUCCUGGCUUACUACGUGUCCACCAGCCCCAAGGCCAAGGAACCCUUGCCUCUGCCCUUGGGAGACUGUAGUAGCAGUGGGGCAGCUGGCCCUGGCCCUGCAAGGCCACCAGUCCCACCUCGGCCCCCAAGGCCUCCAGAAACAACUCGAACAGAACCUGUGGUCCUUGUGUUUGUGGAAAGUGCGUACUCACAACUGGGGCAGGAGAUUGUGGCCAUCUUGGAGUCUAGUCGCUUUCGUUACAGCACAGAGCUAGCACCUGGCCGAGGGGAUAUGCCCACAUUGACUGAUCAUACUCAUGGCCGCUAUGUCUUAGUCAUCUAUGAGAACCUUCUAAAGUAUGUCAACUUGGAUGCCUGGAGUCGAGAACUGCUAGACCGGUACUGUGUGGAGUAUGGUGUGGGCAUUAUUGGCUUUUUCCGAGCCCAUGAGCAUAGCCUACUGAGUGCCCAACUUAAGGGCUUUCCCCUUUUCCUACACUCAAACUUGGGGCUCCGGGACUACCAAGUGAAUCCUUCUGCUCCUCUUCUACAUCUCACCCGCCCUAGCCGCUUGGAGCCAGGACCACUGCCUGGUGAUGACUGGACCAUCUUCCAGUCCAACCACAGCACCUAUGAGCCUGUGCUUAUUGCCAGCCAUCGGCCAGCUGAGCUUUCUAUGCCGGGACCAGUUCUUCGGCGAGCCCGGCUCCCCACCGUGGUGCAGGACUUAGGGCUUCAUGAUGGCAUACAGCGGGUGCUGUUUGGCCAUGGCCUUUCUUUUUGGCUUCACAAACUUGUUUUUGUUGAUGCUGUUGCAUACCUCACUGGAAAGCGCCUCUGCCUGGACCUUGACCGCUACAUCUUAGUAGACAUUGAUGACAUCUUUGUGGGCAAAGAAGGUACUCGCAUGAAGGUGGCUGAUGUUGAGGCUUUGUUGACCACUCAGAACAAACUCAGGACCUUAGUCCCCAACUUCACCUUCAACCUGGGCUUCUCGGGCAAGUUCUAUCAUACUGGGACAGAAGAGGAGGAUGCAGGCGAUGACAUGCUGCUGAAGCACCGCAGAGAGUUUUGGUGGUUCCCUCACAUGUGGAGUCACAUGCAGCCACACCUCUUCCACAACCGCUCUGUGCUGGCCGAUCAGAUGAGGCUCAACAAACAGUUUGCUUUGGAGCAUGGGAUUCCUACGGAUCUGGGGUAUGCUGUGGCCCCCCACCACUCUGGCGUGUACCCCAUCCACACCCAGCUCUAUGAGGCCUGGAAGUCUGUAUGGGGCAUCCAGGUGACCAGCACUGAGGAGUACCCCCAUCUGCGCCCUGCUCGCUACCGCCGUGGCUUCAUUCACAAUGGCAUCAUGGUGCUCCCCCGGCAAACAUGUGGCCUCUUCACUCACACGAUCUUCUAUAAUGAGUAUCCUGGAGGCUCUCGUGAACUAGAUCGAAGCAUCCGAGGUGGAGAGCUCUUUCUGACAGUGCUGCUUAAUCCGAUCAGUGUCUUUAUGACCCACCUGUCAAACUAUGGAAAUGACCGGCUGGGCCUGUACACCUUUGAGAGCCUGGUGCGCUUCCUCCAGUGCUGGACACGACUGCGCCUACAGACCCUUCCUCCUGUCCCUCUUGCACAAAAGUACUUUGAACUUUUUCCUCAGGAACGAAGCCCCCUGUGGCAGAAUCCCUGUGAUGACAAGAGGCACAAAGAUAUCUGGUCCAAGGAGAAAACCUGUGAUCGACUCCCCAAGUUCCUCAUUGUGGGACCACAGAAGACAGGCACCACGGCUGUUCACUUCUUCCUGAGCCUGCACCCAGCUGUGACGAGCAGCUUCCCUAGCCCCAGCACCUUUGAGGAAAUUCAGUUCUUCAAUGGCCCUAAUUACCACAAGGGUAUCGACUGGUAUAUGGACUUCUUCCCUGUUCCUUCCAAUGCUAGCACUGACUUCCUGUUUGAAAAAAGUGCCACCUACUUUGACUCAGAGGUUGUACCACGGCGGGGAGCUGCCCUUCUGCCAAGAGCUAAGAUCAUCACUGUACUCAUCAACCCUGCUGACAGGGCCUACUCCUGGUACCAGCACCAGAGAGCACAUGGAGACCCUGUGGCUCUGAACUAUACCUUCUACCAAGUGAUUUCAGCUUCCUCUCAGGCCCCUCUGCUACUUCGCUCCUUGCAGAGCCGUUGUCUCGUUCCUGGCUACUAUUCUACUCAUCUCCAACGCUGGCUGACUUACUAUCCCUCUGGACAGUUGCUGAUUAUGGAUGGGCAGGAACUUCGUGUCAACCCAGCAGCCUCAAUGGAGAUCAUCCAGAAGUUCCUGGGUAUCACCCCCUUUCUGAACUACACGAGGACCCUCAGGUUUGAUGAAGAUAAAGGAUUUUGGUGCCAGGGGCUUGAAGGUGGUAAGACUCGCUGUCUUGGGAGAAGCAAAGGCCGGAGGUACCCAGACAUGGACAUGGAGUCUCGCCUUUUCCUUACGGACUUUUUCCGGAACCAUAACUUGGAACUAUCAAAGCUGUUGAGUCGGCUUGGCCAGCCAGCCCCCUUGUGGCUUCGGGAAGAAUUGCAGCAUUCCAGUGUGGGCUGAUGCCCCCCAGUCUUUCCAUACCAGCAGAAAGCCUGCUAACUUCACUGAGGGGCAAGCCUUAGAGCAGAGCCCACAGGGGGAUUAACGUGGCCUGGCCCCUUACCCCUCUACCUCAGUGGUCCCCCAAGAUUGGAAUGGCUGAAAAGGGAGGGGCAUCCAUCUCUUUCCCAUAGUUGUAGGGCCUAAUAAAGGGGCUCCCUUGGUACCCCACAUGGUACUAGGUACCUUUGACCUAUGAACCUGGGAGAUGAGGAAGAGAGGGUCCAGGGAAGGGGUAGAAGAAUGUAUUCAAUGGUUCCCCUCCUCAUCCCCAGCAAUCUUUCUGUCAAUGCCUACGCAUCAGAGGGCCCUUUGCUAUGGCCCCUUUAGUCAAGACAGUGGGAUCUACCUGUGGCCUGGCCUCUCUAGUGUCAUUCAUAUUGAAUGGGGAUGAGGUCAGACAGUUGCUCAUAGAGCCAUAUAUGAGCCCUAGCUGUGGGCUAGAAAUGUCCUUAAUAAACUUCCUUAUUUUUC
Messenger RNA from Mastomys coucha (southern multimammate mouse), 3989 nucleotides. RefSeq names its product N-deacetylase and N-sulfotransferase 2 (gene Ndst2). The transcript is spliced from 15 exons. Lineage: Eukaryota; Metazoa; Chordata; Mammalia; Rodentia; Muridae. Gene Ontology annotation, molecular function: heparan sulfate N-sulfotransferase activity; deacetylase activity. Gene Ontology annotation, cellular component: Golgi apparatus. Bases 825 to 3476 code for a protein of 883 amino acids. The record is from RefSeq and is a predicted model, not a curated record.